Messenger RNA from Halichondria panicea, 672 nucleotides. RefSeq lists its product as uncharacterized. The record is from RefSeq and is a predicted model, not a curated record. Lineage: Eukaryota; Metazoa; Porifera; Demospongiae; Suberitida; Halichondriidae. The coding region runs from base 232 to 633 and encodes 133 amino acids. The transcript has 3 exons.
ACCAGUCAAUGGAGUGCUCUAGCACCUCACCACGCCCUCAGGGAACAGUGGCUACACAGAGCUGUACUGAGGGGUUCGGACUGUCUGGUGGGAUAGAGAGAAUGUAUCAAUUUGACAGAACGUGGAGUGGAGUGAUCAUCACCUGCCAACAAUGUAAGUUGGUAUGCUAGUCAUUCCACCAUCAGCUCCUGUAUACGUCUCCAUCCUUUUACUACAUUAUGCUGUGUUUCAAUGACUGAAGUCAUCACAGUCAUCACUACCUCUCCUCCCACUGCAACCUCUACUGAUGAGAGCUGUCUCUGUCAGUGUCCCCAGAGUGACAGCACUGGUGCUGUGGUGGGAGGAGUGGUAGCCCUGGUAGCAGUGAGUGCAGUGACUGUAGUGAUGGUGACCUACCUAGUGCUCCGGUACAAGAGAGGAGGGAAAAUGAGUGUUCCUCAUGUUCCUCGAGAUAUUCCCCUUACUGACCAGGGUCAAAGUGCAGCCGCUACCUACGAGACCGUCCCUGUCACUUAUGAGGAGAUCCCAGCCUCCAGAGAGGUCAAAGGUGACUACAGCUACACACAGAACAAUGCCUACUCGACUGUGAGUGGGCGUGAGGUCCCUGCUGCUGGAGGAAUAUAUGAUAACUGAACUAUCACAUGACUCAAAGUAUAAUUGUAUUGCAUGUAG